AUGACGACGUCAACGUGAUAUUAGUCGUUUCGUUAACUUGAUAAAUAUUCUAUAUAAUCUGUGCGUGCAUGACAAAAACGAUUUUGAUUUUAAUUUUGUUUUCCAGAAUUUUAUCCUCGUGUCAAAAGUUUCUUUUGAAGUGUUGUAGUGGCAAUGUUGAUGGAAAACUAGCUUAAAUUGUCAACGUAUAGUUUUUAACUUGUUCUUGCAAAAGGUUUUUGUAGAAAGUUUUAAACGUUCAAAUCAGAAAAGGCAACUUGAUGGGCACUGGCACAGAGGAUGAAGGCACUGUCCCUGUUUUGGCUAUGAGUUCACCCGUGAAAACCACUUCUCCGACAAGCACCAUGGAUGCAUCUAGUCUUGAUAACAGCCACGUAAGGUCUGAUAGUGAAGAAUAUGAAAGUGAUGAUUCAAUUGAAAUCACUCCAAAACAACCUAUAAAUCAGGCACCAGAUCCUCUAAUUGAAGAAAACUUUGAUGAGAACCUACCGUCUACGGUGUCUCUACUGACCACUCCGGAUGGGGUGAAGGUGUACUUGGUCGGAACGGCACACUUCAGUAUCGAGAGUCAAGAUGAUGUUUCUAAAGUAAUACGUAAUGUUCGCCCCCACAUUGUUAUGGUGGAGUUGUGUCGGAGUCGUGCCAGUAUUCUGCAGAUGGACGAGGAGACUAUUGAGAGAGAAGCAAAAAACAUAACAUUUGAAAAGAUAAUGGCAACAGUGAAAGAAAACGGAGUGUUCCAUGGUCUCAUGUAUACGUUGUUUCUCAACCUGUCGGCCCAGCUGACCAAGGAGCUGGGGAUGGCUCCGGGGGGAGAGUUCCGGAGAGCUCUUGCAGAGGUGAGAAUGUUGCCGAACUGUGUGAUUCAUUUUGGAGACCGGCCGAUUCAAGUGACCUUAAAACGGGCUCUGUCAUUUCUGAGUUGGUGGCAGAGUAUUCGUCUAGUGUGGCACCUCGCCUUCUCCAAGAAUCCCACCACCAAGGAAGAAGUGGAGAAGUGUAAGCAGAAGGACCUGCUAGACCAGAUGUUGAAGGAGAUGUCCGGAGAGUUCCCGGAACUGGGGCGAGUGUUUGUAGAGGAAAGAGACAUGUACUUGACGUACUCGCUGCAACUGGCCACUCGCCAUCAGCCUCGCAGACUGACUCCUACAGCUGUGGAGCAGACCAGAGUGGUGGGAAUUGUGGGUAUCGGACACAUGCCCGGCAUCACCAAACUGUGGGGUACUAUCAAGGACGCAGACAUACCGCCUAUCAUGACGAUUCCACCUCCCUCCCGGACAGGAAAAGUGGUCAAGUACACAUUGAAAGUGUGUGCGGUCAGCUUGUUUGUGUGGGGAGCGUACAAACUGUUGGCACCGAGAGCGCUGUCGGACGCUGUCAAUCAAGUGCCUAGGAAAGCCAGAUCUAUAAUGAAACAAGUUAAUUCACUUUUGAAUCAAGUAGAAGUCUACGAAGCAUCUCUAAUACAUCGUUAGGAUUCAUUUUCUACCCUUCCCAAGAUACAUUCUUCCGGUUCAAGUUUACAUGUCAUAUGUUUAUGUAGUUUUGAAUACAGUUAACUUGUUUAGCUUAUUCAUAUUUGAAAGU
Messenger RNA from Macrosteles quadrilineatus (aster leafhopper), 1587 nucleotides. Its product is annotated as traB domain-containing protein. The transcript has 10 exons. The coding region runs from base 261 to 1475 and encodes 404 amino acids. NCBI's taxonomy places the organism in Eukaryota, Metazoa, Arthropoda, Insecta, Hemiptera, Cicadellidae. The record is from RefSeq and is a predicted model, not a curated record.